AUGAAGAGAUUGGGAGUUGAUCCACCAUGUGGAGUUUUGGAUCCAAAAGAAGCUGUUUUGUUGGCUGUUUCAUGUGAUGCUUUUGCCUAUGGACAAGAAGAUACCAAUAAUGAUCGUAUCACUGUUGAAUGGACAAAUACACCAGAUGGUGCUGCAAAACAAUUCAGACGUGAAUGGUUCCAAGGAGAUGGUAUGGUUCGUAGAAAGAAUUUGCCAAUUGAAUACAAUCCAUAA
Messenger RNA from Caenorhabditis angaria, 234 nucleotides. NCBI's taxonomy places the organism in Eukaryota, Metazoa, Nematoda, Chromadorea, Rhabditida, Rhabditidae. The record is from the annotation of a GenBank genome assembly.